This is a messenger RNA of Phytophthora nicotianae INRA-310, 168 nucleotides long. RefSeq lists its product as hypothetical. Bases 1 to 168 code for a protein of 55 amino acids. The record is from RefSeq and is a predicted model, not a curated record. NCBI's taxonomy places the organism in Eukaryota, Oomycota, Peronosporomycetes, Peronosporales, Peronosporaceae. The transcript is spliced from 2 exons.
AUGACCUGGGCGUUGGAAGCCUCACUUCUCAAAAUUAGCAAUGGAGCAUCAAUUGGAGCAGCUACUUCGAAGCAGAAUUGGACCCCCACUAAGCAUAUUGCCUGGCUGUCACAGGCGCACGACGUUCAGAUGUCGACGAUGGAGAGCGUGGAACCUAGCGUCCUGUAA